Molecule: messenger RNA, 2656 nt
Organism: Conger conger (European conger)
Lineage: Eukaryota; Metazoa; Chordata; Actinopteri; Anguilliformes; Congridae
Gene: fzd8a
Product: frizzled class receptor 8a
Exons: 1
Coding region: 400-2157 (585 amino acids)
Biological process (GO): non-canonical Wnt signaling pathway; canonical Wnt signaling pathway
Cellular component (GO): plasma membrane
Molecular function (GO): Wnt-protein binding; Wnt receptor activity
Source: RefSeq, a predicted model, not a curated record
AGUGGUACGAUAGAAGCACACCGACAAUCUCGUGUAAUUAAGCGGUUACCAACUUGAAACUUCCAGCUCAUCUGAAACGGACUAAAUGAAUCCACAGAAAAGCAAGCGGCUGUUCGAGGAUUCUGUGUAUCAUACCAAUUUAAAGGAAAGUAAUCAGUGCUCCGAGUCGCCAGCGUUUCCUCAGCCAUUUUGACUGCACGCCUGGAGGCUAUUUUUUCUUCUGCUCGUCCUCCGUGAGUACACACGGUUUGCAAAUUUGUUGCAACUCCGUGCCAAAUAAGUACAGCGAAAUGGGUUCGCUGUCCAAAAUCUAACUGGACUGGGCUCCUAAGAGAAACAAACAAAAGAGACUGAGUGCUGUUUCUUUGACAGGGGAGAGAGCAGUGUCUCUUUUUAAGGAUGGAGUGCUACCUGUUGGGGAUAUACCUGCUUCUUGCACUCGUCGUGUUACAGAGAUCGAGCUGCACCACAGCCAAGGAGAUAACAUGCCAGGAGAUAUCCGUACCUCUUUGCAAAGGAAUCGGCUACAACUACACCUACAUGCCGAAUCAGUUCAAUCACGACACACAGGACGAGGCUGGUCUGGAGGUGCAUCAGUUUUGGCCUCUGGUGGAAAUCCAGUGUUCUCCGGACCUGAAGUUCUUUCUCUGUAGCAUGUAUACGCCUAUUUGCCUGGAGGACUACAAGAAGCCCCUGCCGCCUUGCCGAAGUGUUUGCGAGAGAGCUCGAGCAGGCUGCGCGCCUCUAAUGAGACAGUACGGCUUCCCCUGGCCCGACAGGAUGAAAUGUGACUUGCUGCCAGUGCAAGGCACCCCGGACACACUUUGUAUGGACUACAACAGAACUGAUUCAACGACCGUUUCGCCGGUCCUAUCAAAACCCACAAAUUAUCCCGUUAAGCCAUUUAACCCUCACAAAAACAAAAAUGAUCACGGUAGACCUGGUGUACCUGGUAGCAAACACAGACCGGCGGUUUCUCCUUGUGAGCCAGGCUGCCAGUGCCGCGAGCCCAUGGUGCAGGUAAACAGUGACCGACACCCGCUUUACAACCGAGUAAAGACCGGACAGAUUCCGAACUGCGCAAUGCCGUGCCAUAACCCCUAUUUUUCCCAGGACGAAAGAACCUUCACUGUUUUCUGGAUAGGACUGUGGUCUGUGUUGUGUUUUGUUUCCACGUUCGCGACCGUGGCCACUUUCUUAAUUGACAUGGAGAGAUUCAAGUACCCGGAGAGGCCCAUUAUUUUUCUCUCUGCUUGCUACAUGUUUGUUUCUGUCGGUUACAUAGUGCGACUAAUUGCCGGUCACGAAAAGGUGGCAUGCAACCGGGAGUAUGACGUGGAGCAUAUCCACUACGAGACGACUGGCCCCGCGCUUUGUACCGUUGUUUUUCUCCUAAUUUACUUUUUCGGCAUGGCAAGCUCUAUCUGGUGGGUGAUUCUGUCACUGACUUGGUUCCUGGCCGCCGGUAUGAAGUGGGGUAACGAAGCCAUUGCAAGUUACUCUCAGUAUUUUCACCUGGCAGCAUGGCUUAUCCCGAGCAUGAAAUCCAUUGCGGUUUUGGCACUGAGCUCAGUGGAUGGGGACCCUGUGGCUGGAAUCUGCUAUGUUGGCAAUCAGAACUUGGACAAUCUGAGAGGAUUCGUCUUGGCGCCUUUGGUCAUCUAUUUGUUUAUUGGCACAAUGUUCCUUUUAGCGGGGUUUGUUUCCCUGUUUAGGAUUCGGAGUGUUAUCAAGCAAGGAGGAACGAAAACGGACAAGCUUGAAAAACUGAUGAUCAGGAUAGGGAUUUUUACAGUGCUUUACACUGUACCUGCAACAAUCAUAGUUGCGUGUUACUUUUAUGAGCAGCACAACCGGCAGACUUGGGAGAUUACACACAACUGUCAGUGUCUGUUGGAACAGGAACACAAUAAACCGGACUACGCUGUCUUCAUGUUGAAGUACUUUAUGUGCCUUCUCGUGGGCAUCACGUCGGGGGUGUGGAUUUGGUCAGGGAAAACGCUGGAGUCCUGGCGAACCUUUUGCACAAGGUGUUGCUGGGGCAGCAAAGGCACGAGCGGGUCCAUGUACAGUGACGUUAGUACAGGAUUGACUUGGAGAUCGGGUACAGCGAGCUCAGUGUCUUGCCCCAAACAGAUGCCAUUGUCGCAGGUUUGAAGAAAUCCCGUGGACAGCGAAUUGCGCUGAGAACUUCUGUCCUGCUAAUUACCACAUUAAUAAACUCGCUCGAUUACUUCUAUUAGACUGGAGUAUAGGAACCGGUUUUAUCAAUUUGCACUGCUGAAUUCAACCCAUUUAUAUGCACAUGACUAGCAAUGGGUCGCUCAUUGGAAAGUACAGGCCAUUGUCAUUUCCUGGCCUCGAGCACAGAAGCAGUUGUUUUUACGGUGUUCCUGGCAGCCAACGUGGUAUUGUUUAACCCUAAAAUGUCAGCAAUCAUUAUCAAAGAUGGUCGAAUUAAGCCUUAAUGUCUUAGUACCCAAAUAUUAUACGGGUUUUUAUUGCAAAAUGUAUUUAUAUAAUUAUUGUGUACAAACUUGUAAAUUGUGUAUAGAUUGAAAUUUAUAGGAUAUUGUAAAUAUGUAUAAAGUUUAGAUGUCACUCUGUGAGAACAAAUGACUUUUAUUUUGACAAUAAAACAAUUUUGAUAAAUGCA